Molecule: messenger RNA, 1239 nt
Organism: Neltuma alba
Lineage: Eukaryota; Viridiplantae; Streptophyta; Magnoliopsida; Fabales; Fabaceae
Exons: 1
Coding region: 48-998 (316 amino acids)
Source: RefSeq, a predicted model, not a curated record
CAGAUAAGUACAAUCUGAGUGAAACCAAGCGCUCUUCGAUCUUCAAGAUGGAUUCCAAUAUGUUUUCCGGUUGUGUGAGAAUUCUGAGAGAAUCCCAUUCCAUUCUUCUGAAAAACAGAAGCCUUAUGGCCUCCAUCUCCUUACUCAUCCUCCUCCUUCACUCUUUCCUCGUCUCAUGCAAAUUCUUCUUCCUUAGGCUUUUAAUUAAAGAUUUUGCCAUGAAAGAAACUCGUCUGUUCUUUACAAGCCCAGAAAGUUCUCAGUACACCAACCUUGUUUCUGCUAUGACAGAAGAUGUUCACUUAUUUGCAGCACUCGCAUGGUUCUUCGUUCUUGUCCUCUCCAUGGCCUCCUUAUUCUCAGCAGCCACUGUAGUUUUAGCAUCAGCUAUAACUUAUGGAAAAGAAAACUUGUCUUUCAGAGAUUUGCUGCCAAAAGUAUUCAAAGCAAGUAAAAGGCUAAUAAUCACUUGGUUCUACGUAUCUGUCUUUGAUCUUGGUUAUUUAGUCCUUGCAUCCAUUUCCAUAUUUGCCUUGGCUAUGAAUUUGGCUUCUCCACAACGCCCAACAACCUUUGUUUAUGUCAUAUCAAUUCCAGUGUUAGCUUUUCUGAUAUUCCUCGCAGUGGUUUGGAACAUGUCUGUUGUUAUUUCAGUACUUGAAGAGAAAAGCGGACUUGAAGCAAUUGGGAAGGCUUCGCAGAUUUUGAAGGGAUUGAAGGGGCAAGGGUUUCUGCUAAAUCUUGUUUAUACAGUAAUUGCUUUGAUUGUGCAGAUCUGGUGGUUCCUGGAGACAAAGAAGAAAGGAACUUACAACUCACUGUUUCUGGCACUAAUUUUGGUGAAUGUCACCUGCCUCACUAAGAUGUCACAAAUGAUGGCGUUCACAGUGUUUUAUCAUAUGUGCAAGUUCAACCAUGGAGAAGAGGUUGAGUUGCAGGGAAACUUGGAAUACACUAAGUUGCCCAUUGAACCAAUGAUUGGAGCAGAAGCACCGUAGGGGGAAGAAAGUUAUUAUAAUUAGUUACCUUAAUUAUGUAUUUUGGUCGUUUGUUUCUUUCAGCGUUGUCUGGACAUGCUGUUUCAUGUACGUAGAUGCUUUGAGCUUUGUCAAUCACAAUAAGACUAUAUAUGUGUAGUGAGUGACAUAUAUAGAUACUUAGGUUGUUUAAGGCGUGGGUCUAAUUCUACUAAGCUAGCUUUGGAAAGCAGUGCACAAGGUUCAUUAUAUAUUUUUGUUA